Molecule: messenger RNA, 526 nt
Organism: Rhizophagus irregularis DAOM 181602=DAOM 197198
Lineage: Eukaryota; Fungi; Glomeromycota; Glomeromycetes; Glomerales; Glomeraceae
Source: RefSeq, a predicted model, not a curated record
UUAGUUUCUUCGCCAUGUAUACAAUCAGCAAAAAAUUCUGGCACGAUCACAAUUCUUACCAAUAAUCAAACUCUUAAUGAUAUGGCAUUGGCUGGUGCAGAUGUAUCAUUUGGAGCAUUUGAAGCGAAACCAACUGAUCAAAAAUCUAUUUCUAUUGCAACAGCAUCAGAUCCAGGAAUUCUCAAUAGGGUUGAAUGGUUAAAAUUUUAUUCAACAUUUUUUAAUGCAGAAUCAAAAGCUAAUGAAGUUUAUGGAAAAAUAAAAACAAAUUAUGAAUGUUUAAAAAAUUUGGCAAAUAAAAAUGCAAAAUCAGAAAAACCCAUCGUUGCUUGGAUAAUUUUUGAUGCCCCAUCAGAUUUUAAUCAAAAUACUCCUUCAUGGAAGAUAGCCGAUGCGGUAUUUAAGAAACAAUUAACUGAAGAUGCUGGUGGAUCCUAUUUUAAUGCUACUCCUUUAUCUUACGCCACUUCAGCCGAUUUCCUUAAAGCAAUUCAAAAUGUUGAUAUUGUAAUCGAUGAAACUUUUA